AUGAGUGAACCGGACCAUGGAACAUUCUUUACAACUCAUAGGAUUAAUGAUGUAGAAAAUCUGGUUGUUCCUAUGAGAAAUGGUCUUUGCAGCCAGAAGUAUAAACCUGUUGGUUACAAACAUCUGUAUGAACUUGCUGCAGUAGAAAAAAUGGCAUCUGCAAAAAUUCAAUUAAAGAUUAAAAAAAUAGAGCAAGUUUCAAAAAUUAACAAAGAGCAAAUGCUGCUGAAACAGCAUCGGCAAGUGUGGUGGCAAGAGCAUGAAAGACUGAGUGAGAACAGGAAAAAAGCAGAAGCAGAAAUAAAGACUUUCCUUAAUGAAGAAAGCCAUAAGCACAACUUUUUUUUGGAUAUGAGGGGCUUGGAGCAUAAAUUAUCAAAGGAGCGGAAUACAUACCAAACAAAUACUGUAGUUCCUAUCUAGCAACUAAAAGAAAAUUUGAAAUUCAGGCUAUCUGAAAUGCAGUGUUACCUCUCAGAAGACUCUUGUCUGAAAUCUAAGUUCAGUCCAGCUGAGAUGUUACAGCAGAUCAAAUUUAUGAAGAAGCAACAGAAGGCAAUUUUGGAAUUCCUUAUCCUUGAAAGUCUAGCUUUGGAAAGAGAGCUUGAAGACUAUAAAACAAAAGCAUUAGCACAUUCUUUUGAAGAGGAAAAUGGACUUUUCCUUGAAGUUCCUUCAGCACUACUGUCUUUGGAAUGCCCCUACCCUGAUUUGAAGACCUUAGUUACCAAUGAAUACUGAAAGCUUGCAAGUGGGUACUGGUCUAAGCUUCAAGAGAUUAAUCAACAGUUAAAAGCUUUAUAUAGGAACAUUGAAUGGAAGGAAAAAGAUCAGUGGGUUUUUCAGACUGUUAUCAAUCAGUAUCGAAGUGAUCUUCAGAGGAGGACGACUUUGUACCUCGAUGUGCUGCAGAGAUACCUUCCUCACAAAUCUAGGCAUGAUCUGGUUGUUCAUGAGAAAGCUUGGGAUCGUUACCAUUUCAUUAGGAAUCAGCACAGAGUCUUGAUAUUAAAUUGGGCUGAGGCUAGGAAAGCCUUUUUGCUUAGGGCAGUGACGACUGUUGCUGAAGCCUCUGCUGCUCAUGAGACAGAAGUAGUAUUGGCUAAUACCAGGCAAAAGCAAGAGGAGAUUUGUGCUGAUCUGAAAGCAAAGGUUCUACAGUGGAAAGCACAGCAGGAAGAGGCUAUUAAACUAGAAGCUGCUGUAGCUGCCAGAAGAAAAGAAAGUGAGAAAGAAAGGCUACAGAAAGAACAGGAAAUGAUUCGUAGAGCUCAGGAGAAAGAGAAACUUUUAUACAGUUUGGCAUAUUUGAAAAAGUACUGGGCUGAGAAACAGCUCAAGUGGCAAGAACAGGAAGAGAGAGAUCUACAACAUCUGGAGGAAUUAACAAAAUUAAUGGCUGAACAAGCAGUUAAAGACAGAGAAAGGGUAAAGGUUAGACAAGCAUUACUAGAAAAACAGUUGCUGGAAAAAAAGUAACUGGCCCUUCAAGAAGCAUGUGAAGAAGAAAAAUAGAAAUGCCAUUAAGCACUCUGACAACAGAUGAUUUCUGACCUUAGACUUUGUGUUGAGCUAGCUCUUCAAGAAGCUGGACUUCACAAAACACUUUAUGCAAAAGAGAUUUUAUCAAAAGUUCCUCCAUUGAAGCUUCCAAGAAGAGAUAUGGAGUCUACAGCUUUUAAAAUGUAG
This is a messenger RNA of Pygoscelis adeliae (Adelie penguin), 1689 nucleotides long. RefSeq names its product coiled-coil domain containing 148 (gene CCDC148). Lineage: Eukaryota; Metazoa; Chordata; Aves; Sphenisciformes; Spheniscidae. The record is from RefSeq and is a predicted model, not a curated record.